UACCAUCGAAGGAAUCCUUCAAACUUUAUUAGCCAUUCUAUAAUUUUGUUAAAGUAUUUAGGUCAUCAAAGCAACGGUACGUACUUACUUCUAUUUAUUUUGAUUUGGUUGACGUCAUUUAGGCUUGUAAAAUUGGUAACAGAUUCCAGCUCCACCAUCAUCCUCUCGGCAUUUGCCGCCAUCAUUGUUGCAUGGUUUGUUUGAAUUUUAAAGAAAACUUAAGGUUCUUCUGUUUACGAAUAAGAAUUUACAAUUAUAAUGAAUUAUAAUGAUUUUGAAACACAGUAAAACCUGCACUUCAUGAUUUUAUAAUAUUACCCAACGGUAAUAUUCGUCGGGCCCGUGCAGGCCCGCUUAGCUAGCCUUAGGCUACCAUGCAUGUUAUAACAGUAAAUAUAUUAGUCUUACGAAUUCCUAGGGAAUGUUGCGAUGUAGCAAAAGAAAAUCCAAGUCACCCUAUGCUAGGCCUGUCAGGACCCCAACUGAAAGGUCCAUUGCAGACACGGCCCCCGUGAUCACGGCAACCCAGGUGUCACAGCCAGCCAGCCAGACUGCUAAUUCAUCGGUGGCAACCCUUAAUCCUCCUGAAGUCCCACAACUUCCUGAAGUCCCUCAUUCAGCUAGCGUGAACUCCGAACCCUUCAGUGGCAACCUCUUAUCCACUUUCUAUAGGGGAUAUUACAACGGAGUAAUCCUUGACAUCAGGUCUACAGCUAUGUACGUCAACGCUAUAACGCCAGUAUUUAUCCUCCACCUCCCUCUGUGUAAAAACAGUCUCCCUGUCAUGGUACUAGGGCAGAAUUUUGUCCGCUUGUGGCGGAUGUCUUCAUGUAAAUAUUAAUCUAUUUAUCAUACAUGAAGACAUAUGGCCGAAUUUUGCUUAAGCCUGCCACUGAUUCUGUUUUCUUCCAGGUCUGUGGCCAAUAAUUGGGCUUAUUUUAAUUGACACUUUUAUGGAAUACAUUGAGUGCUUGAAAACAUUGAUGAACUGAUUGAUUGUCAUAUUGACUGAUUGAAAAACUCAUUGAUUGAAAAUGUUGAUUGAUAUGUUGUUUA
Messenger RNA from Saccostrea cuccullata (small rock oyster), 1056 nucleotides. RefSeq lists its product as uncharacterized. Bases 422 to 841 code for a protein of 139 amino acids. NCBI's taxonomy places the organism in Eukaryota, Metazoa, Mollusca, Bivalvia, Ostreida, Ostreidae. The transcript has 2 exons. The record is from RefSeq and is a predicted model, not a curated record.